AUGGUUCGACAAAGGAUAGUAGAACUUGCACAUAAUGGUGUUCGUCCUUGCGAUAUAUCCCGUCAAUUGAGAGUAUCACACGGAUGCGUAUCGAAAAUCUUAUCCAGAUACUACGAAACGGGAUCGUUCAAAGCCGGUGUUAUAGGUGGUAGUAAACCAAAAGUAGCAACUCCUCCCGUUGUGGAUGCCAUAGCAAACUACAAAAGGGAAAAUCCUACCAUGUUCGCAUGGGAAAUAAGAGAUAGACUGCUAGCAGAAGGAAUUUGUAGUCAGGACAACGUUCCUUCCGUUUCUUCUAUUAAUAGGUAA
This is a messenger RNA of Pediculus humanus corporis (human body louse), 309 nucleotides long. Its product is annotated as Paired box protein Pax-1, putative. NCBI's taxonomy places the organism in Eukaryota, Metazoa, Arthropoda, Insecta, Psocodea, Pediculidae. The transcript is spliced from 2 exons. The record is from RefSeq and is a predicted model, not a curated record. Gene Ontology annotation, biological process: regulation of transcription by RNA polymerase II; anatomical structure development. Gene Ontology annotation, molecular function: RNA polymerase II cis-regulatory region sequence-specific DNA binding; DNA-binding transcription factor activity, RNA polymerase II-specific. Bases 1 to 309 code for a protein of 102 amino acids.